GCUCACACCACCCUUCGCAACAUUCUUGCUCAUCUUUUCAGCCGUCCCACCCAGUCUCCAGUAGGGAAUCAGGAGAGGAUGCAUCCUCAGCGCCCCUUGGCACAGGCUGUGCCUGGCUCAUUGGGCCAGAAUCUGAGAGACAUGGCAUAUGGCUUUGGCCAUGGUAAGAACUUGCUGGGGAGGAACAUUGCGUACGGGGUCAUCCAAACUCUUAAAGAGUGCCUUUACUUCCUGCUUUGCUGCUGGUGCAUAAAAGAGAUCCUGGACUGAACCAGGAUGAUACAGGAAUUGUCCCUGAUUGACAAGUGACAUGAUCCCUGCUCAGCACACCCAUCAAGGAUACCGGAGUUGUCAUAGCUUUGAGCCCCGAGGCCUUUGACCAUGACACAUCGGGACAGCUCUGCGUGUUGU
This is a messenger RNA of Clarias gariepinus (North African catfish), 411 nucleotides long. RefSeq names its product lens epithelial protein (gene lenep). Bases 79 to 270 code for a protein of 63 amino acids. The record is from RefSeq and is a predicted model, not a curated record. The transcript has 2 exons. Gene Ontology annotation, biological process: multicellular organism development. NCBI's taxonomy places the organism in Eukaryota, Metazoa, Chordata, Actinopteri, Siluriformes, Clariidae.